AUGGGAAACGAAGGGGACCAAUGUGUCAGAAUCAGCAGCCCCUGGAGCAGCCGCCCCAGCAGCAGCAGCCUCUGGAGCAGCCGCCCCAGCAGCAGCAGCCCCUCGAACAGCCGCCCCAGCAGCAGCAGCCCCUGGAGCAGCCGCCCCAGCAGCAGCAGCCCCAGCAGCAGCAGCCCCUGGAGCAGCCGCCCCAGCAGCAGCAGCACCUGGAGCAGCCGCCUCAGCAGCAAGCCGCCCCAGCUGCAGCAGCCCCUGGAGCAGCCGCCCCAGCAGCAGCCGCCCCAGCAGCAGCCGCCCCAGCAGGAGCAACACCAGCAGCAGCAGCCCCCGGAGCAGCCGCUCCAGCAGCAGCAGCACCUGGAGCAGCCGCCCCAGCAGCAGCAGCCCCUGGAGCAGCCGCCCCAGCAGCAGCAGCCAUUGGAGCAGCCGCCCCAGCAGCAGCAGCCCCUGGAGCAGCCGCCCCAGCAGCAGCAGCCCCUGGAGCAGCAGCCCCCAGCAGCAGCAGCCCCUGGAGCAGCCGCCCCAGCAGCAGCAGCCCCUGGAGCAGCCGCCCCAGCAGCAGCAGCCCCUGGAGCAGCCGCCCCUGCAGCAGCAGCCCCUAGAGCAGCCGCCCCAGCAACAGCCGCCCCAGCAGGAGCAGCCCCAGCAGCAGCAGCCCCUGGAGCAGCCGCCCUAGGAGCAGCAGCCCCUGGAGCAGCCGCCCCAGCAGCAGCAGCCCCUGGAGCAACCGCCCCAGCAGCAGCCGCCCUGGCCCCUGCAGCAGCCGCUCCUGGACCCGGUGCAGCCGUGGGGGGGUGGGUGUGGGGGUGA
Messenger RNA from Closterium sp. NIES-65, 810 nucleotides. NCBI's taxonomy places the organism in Eukaryota, Viridiplantae, Streptophyta, Zygnematophyceae, Desmidiales, Closteriaceae. The record is from the annotation of a GenBank genome assembly.